AUGUCACAUACGUCGGCUGCUAGCUAUCUGGUCUGGUCGUUGAUUACCGCCAUCUUGGGAAUUUUUCUUAUAUUUCACCUGUGGUCGUUUGACAGAUUCAAAUGCUUGAAGUGGAACAGUGGGCCUUACUCGGGGGCGUUCAAACGUAUCAUGACAUACUCGUACAUGUGUAGUAUUCCGCUGAUAUUUGUAUACGCGUUGGGCAACACCAUCAUCAAGUACAGAGAGGGAAUUAUCAUCCACCCGAUCCUUGGAGCGAUCCCAAAACCAUAUCAACUAUGGGAACCUGCGGCCAGACGUUCCAUUUUCCCGUUGAUGCUUAUGUUCUCUUUUGCCUGGGGCCUGGAGAUGGUUACGCAUUUGGAAGAACUCUGCUUCUGGCUCUUCCUCGUAAACUCAGGGUCAGCCCAGCAAGACUGGUUCAGAAGCUUGUAUUUCAAAACAUGGGUGGUUGGCUCAUGCAUAGCCGUCAUAUACAUGCCCCUGGUCACAAUCUUUACGAGACACGACCCACUCGUGAGCGAAGCCUAUAUGUUCUUGGCUGGGAGUCUCGGGAGUCUAUCGUUAACAUUAUGGUUCACACCCAUUCUCUGGACCUUCCCUGCUUUCCUCAAGAAUCUGCGGCACGAAGGCGUUGACACUGGGACCAUCGUACGCUUGACUAAAUUCUCCGAGUUAAAUGUAUUGUUCAACAACUUGCUAGGAAAUAUUUGUUGCUCAUGUCCCUCUUCACAGAUGAUUCGUGUUAUCUUCCGUUUUCUUUUUAUCAUCCCAAUUCUUAUUCUCGGGGUUGAUGGCGUGCGACCUCACCACCAUAUUAACGAGUCUGUAUUCUGGACGGAUCUUCUGGUCAUCCUGUCUGGCUUUGGUAUUGCGGUAUCUUCGGGCAUCACUUUGGUGAUCUUCUUCCCGCGAUCCAUCGAAGGCGAGAUCGCAGCGCGAGAUGCUUCCAAGGAACGCAAGCGCAGUCGAUCCUUUGGCAGAACAACGAGUGUGAUGGACAACGACACCACUGCCAAAAACAUGUCCAUGUCACAAUUUUCGACCUACAGAAAUGCGCCGGCUGAGAGUGCGGCGGGUGGCACAUACCUUCUCACAUCUUCUCCAGUGAAGACUGGAUUUGACAUGCAAAGCUACGAUGGUCACACCGAUGAUGGUCUCCGGAUGGGUGGCUCGUCGUUUCAGCAUCACGGUGAUAAGCUGUGGGAUCGUGAUGAGGCCAGAGAUGUUCCUGCUGCUUUGCCUGCGAUGAAGCCGAAUCGUAAAAGAGGAAAAGAUGUGGAGCUAGGGGGAAUCGAAGCCUUGACGGAAACUAACUUAUCAAUCCAUAACCUCCGACUCUCAAACGUGAACCCUAUGCUGCAGAAUUUCACGUCCCCUAUCGAUUUUGUGUAUGCGAGUGAGGACCCACCUCAACAAUCGAGAUUAACUUUCAAUCGCCGAUAA
Messenger RNA from Laccaria bicolor S238N-H82, 1446 nucleotides. RefSeq lists its product as uncharacterized. The coding region runs from base 1 to 1446 and encodes 481 amino acids. The transcript is spliced from 13 exons. The record is from RefSeq and is a predicted model, not a curated record. Lineage: Eukaryota; Fungi; Basidiomycota; Agaricomycetes; Agaricales; Hydnangiaceae.